Molecule: messenger RNA, 947 nt
Organism: Blepharisma stoltei
Lineage: Eukaryota; Ciliophora; Heterotrichea; Heterotrichida; Blepharismidae
Source: the annotation of a GenBank genome assembly
AUGAAAGGCAACGUUAUCAUAGAAAAUUUAUCAGGAUGGAGAGAUUGGCAGAGCAGUUUGAAUAAGCACAAAACGCAUGUAAAACAAAUACUAAGCUCAUCCUCACGAAUUGACAACGGAAAACCUAAAGGUUUUCCAAUGCAUUCACAAAUGGCAUCAACAAGGGAGUUUUAUACUCAUGGUAAUGAUAACUCAGAGCGAAAAAAUGAAAUCCAAAAAUCCAAUGAAAAAUUUUUAGAAAGACUCCUUGACGUGACAUCUACAGUGCAAGUUUCUCAAGCAGAAGAAAAAAAUAUCAAAAAAUAUAAAGAAAGAUGCAAAAAAGAAGUAGAUAAACAGAGGGAUAGAGAAAAUUUAGAAAUUUAUAAAAGAAUUAGCCAUGCAUCAAGCUCUUUAAAUUUUACGAAAUUUGAGAACGAUUUUAAGAAAAGUAGGCUAAAAAAUUAAGCGGAUAAUCACUAAUCUUUGACCUGUAUCGGCUGAAAAAGCUAGUCUCCAUAGAUCUGAGAGGUCAAAUGUGGAAAAAUGGCAGACUCCAUUCUGGAUUUCCAAUCUGAAUCAUCUGUCUAAGGGGAUUAGCUCCUAGGGCAGAACCAUCAUCUUUUGAAUGAUGCCCGAUGUCCUAAUAAGUAGAGGCCAUAUGGUAGGCAAACCUGUCUAGUCCGUCUGGCAGGGACAAACAAAGCUUUCCUCUUUGGUAGACAUCCCGAAACCCUACAGUCUACCUCAAAAAUGACAGAGGUACUAUGUUUGGCUUCAUCAGGAUGGGUCCUAUCUACUUAUAAAAGUAUCCUUCGGAUUCUUUCUUCCUUUGAUGUCACCAUUUCAUUUCUAAGAAAAGCAAGGAAUAUUCAAAAUUAAGGACGAGAAAAAAAUUCUCGAAAUUUCCUGCUUUAGGGAAGAAUGGUGGCAGUAACUCAAGCAAAGAAAUAAUAAGUAAUUUAUAG